This is a messenger RNA of Pogona vitticeps (central bearded dragon), 2068 nucleotides long. RefSeq names its product siah E3 ubiquitin protein ligase 1 (gene SIAH1). The record is from RefSeq and is a predicted model, not a curated record. Gene Ontology annotation, molecular function: zinc ion binding; ubiquitin protein ligase activity; ubiquitin conjugating enzyme binding. Gene Ontology annotation, biological process: proteasome-mediated ubiquitin-dependent protein catabolic process; multicellular organism development. Gene Ontology annotation, cellular component: cytoplasm. NCBI's taxonomy places the organism in Eukaryota, Metazoa, Chordata, Lepidosauria, Squamata, Agamidae.
CCUUUCACUGCCAGUGAUUUUACUGCAGGAGGCAGGAGCCUGAGUUUAAGAGCACUUUCUUUUACAUUUGGAUUUUACUCUGCACUUUACAGUUGGGUUUGAGCACAAUUGUCGUCAAAUCGCAAUCACUGGAACUGCGGAGCUUGCCCAGGAUAAUGAUCUGGCUGAGUGGUGAAGACGGAAACCUGGGAAUCCAUUUUAGGAAGCUGUUCUAUCAAAGGUGGAUUUUGCUUUAAUCUGGCCAGAUUUACAAGCUUGCUUUCCAUUCCCCCCCCCCCCCGCCUUCUGUGUUUCCGUGGGGACUUGCUCUCUGGAUUACUUCAGAAACUUUUCUCAAAGGAGUCUAGCUGGGUUUCCACGCCCUUGCUUGAUACAGGGAGCUGCUUGCAUCGCAUGGAUUUGUGCCCUCUUCUGGGUAUUGUGUUAGCGCCGGCUGUCUCCAAGCCCUGAAGUUUCCAGGAGGGGCCUCUGUUGUGGAUUGCUUUUGUUUCUAUGGAGAAACGCAAUGAGCUGUUUGACUCCUCAUGACGGGGAAAUCCACCUUCAGCUUUUUACAAACGUGGAAGGGAAUUCUCGAUACAUGUCUGCCAGGAAAUAAAGCCUCCAAAAGAAAAGAAAUGAGUCGUCAGACUGCUACAGCACUUCCUACAGGUACCUCUAAGUGUACACCAUCCCAGAGGGUGCCUGCAUUGACUGGUACCACUGCUUCCAACAAUGACUUGGCCAGUCUCUUUGAGUGCCCUGUCUGCUUUGACUAUGUACUGCCACCAAUUCUGCAGUGCCAAAGCGGCCAUCUCGUUUGUAGCAACUGUCGGCCGAAGCUUACAUGCUGUCCUACCUGCCGAGGCCCCCUGGGUUCUAUUCGUAACUUGGCUAUGGAAAAAGUGGCCAACUCUGUACUGUUUCCUUGCAAAUAUGCAUCCUCUGGCUGUGAGAUAACAUUGCCCCACACUGAAAAAGCAGACCAUGAAGAGCUUUGUGAAUUUCGGCCUUAUUCAUGUCCAUGCCCUGGUGCUUCUUGCAAGUGGCAAGGCUCCCUGGAUGCCGUCAUGCCCCAUCUCAUGCACCAGCAUAAGUCGAUAACAACACUACAGGGAGAAGAUAUUGUUUUCCUUGCCACAGACAUUAAUCUUCCUGGCGCUGUGGACUGGGUUAUGAUGCAGUCUUGCUUUGGCUUUCACUUCAUGUUAGUAUUGGAGAAACAGGAGAAAUACGAUGGUCACCAGCAGUUCUUUGCUAUCGUUCAGCUGAUAGGAACACGGAAGCAAGCUGAAAAUUUUGCUUACCGCCUCGAGCUCAAUGGUCAUAGGCGGCGAUUGACUUGGGAAGCAACUCCUCGAUCGAUUCAUGAAGGAAUUGCGACGGCCAUUAUGAAUAGUGACUGUCUCGUCUUUGACACCAGCAUUGCACAGCUUUUUGCAGAGAAUGGCAACUUAGGGAUUAAUGUGACAAUUUCAAUGUGCUGAAGCCGUAAUCUGACAUUUUUGGGCCAGUGUCUAACGAAAGUCAACAAUCAAUUGUAUUCAGUUCCAUAGAAACCAAGGUGAACAUCUUUCAGCUGCCAGACAUGAACAGUUUAGUAGGAAGAGACUAGCUUAUAUGAAGGUAAAUUAAUGGGAAGGCUGUUAAAGUACAGGACACAGUUGCAUGUAAUAACACUAAUAUAUUUAAAGUGAGUCAGCAGUAAACCACUGAAUAUAUAUAUAUAUUUGUGUAGAUAUAUGUAUCUAUAUAUAUAUAUCUAUAUAUAUAUAUAUAUCGUACCCAAAAUGGGCAUCCUUUUGUAUUGAUAAUUGAUUCUACGAAAAGUGCUGUAAAAUAAUUCUAAACUUGUUUGUAGAUUAAUUGUACUUUUGAAGAGGAUACUGUUUUGUGUUCCAUUUGUGUUCUGUUCUUUGACCGACAAGCCAUGCAGGGCGGUUUAGUGUCUGGCCACUACUUCUCCCUAUUCCUUCUCUGUAAGUCACUACAUAGUAUUGCUGCUGUUCUUGUGUAAAUUUUCUGUAUAUUUGCUAAUUUUUAUUAACUUCAGGUUUUUCAUUAAAUAAAUGACUUUUCUUUUCUGUAA